Molecule: messenger RNA, 957 nt
Organism: Rhinopithecus roxellana (golden snub-nosed monkey)
Lineage: Eukaryota; Metazoa; Chordata; Mammalia; Primates; Cercopithecidae
Product: pyrin domain-containing protein 3-like
Exons: 2
Coding region: 231-560 (109 amino acids)
Source: RefSeq, a predicted model, not a curated record
UACUCUCUUUGUGCUAAACCAUCUUAAUGUCAACAAUGAGGGCACAACAGCCUUCGAGAGGCAUUACUUAAAAGAAAGUAAACCAGUCACUCUGGUUAAAUGGAAAGACUUAUUAACAGGACAAUGGAAGGGACCAGAUGUAUUGUUAACCUCGGGUCGAGGAUAUGCUUGUGUUUUUCCCUAGGAUUCGGCCACUCCAAUUUGGAUACCGGACAGACUAAUCAGACAUCAUGAAUCUCCCGUCGCCAACAAAACCCACCAUACCCAGGAAACGGUUUCGACCACGGAAAACCCGGCCGCCACCACACCCGACGAGUCAUCAGAUAUCUGAAGUUCAACUUUCUUCUCUUUUUGCUUCCCUGAAUCUGACUCAAUUCCGUCUUGCGGCUUCUACAAGAAAAAGGAACUUACCAACUUGGGGUGAUAUAAAAGCUCUUACCACUUCUGCUUUAGCCUUGGUGGAGGGAGAACGCAAACCUGUUACUCCUGAAACUGUGUUUAUUGCUAUUCUUGCUCUCCUCACAGUCCAGUGCUCUCCCGAAGACUCUUCACAUCUGUGAAAACCCUCCAACAAGAAAUUAUUCGUUUUAAACUACAAAAUAAAAAAGGGGGAAAUGGCGCAGGCCAUACAGGAGAGGGACGGCCCGGACCCUGAUCGCAUAAGGCUGCUCUCGAGCAAGGCUCAGAGCCCUCUGGAUGUUGGCAAGGCCACUUUCAAGGCCUGUGCAGCAGGUGGCGCUGGUGGGCUCUUCUGUAUCGCUGGAAUAAUCUAUGCUAUUUUGCUUUGCAUUUGGCUGAUCAUAUAUAUGCAGAUAACUAUUAGAGGGGAUUCACGGUGAGGUCUGGGGAGUGUUACUCAUUCGGUAAUGGUACUGCCCACCCCCACUCCAGAUCUUGGAAAAUGGGGCAAUACCCAUGAGCUGGAAAGAUAGAAGAGAGAUCUUACCACAUUACCCU